AUGGGUGGGGACUGCGGUGCUCAUCCGCUCCAGCCUCCCUGCUCGAGCAGGACCCUGGCGGAGCACACGGCAGUGUCUGCAGUGGGGGAGCCCCCACACACCCUCCGAGCAGCAGCGCAGGCGCCUCGCUCGGCCGGCUGGCUAGCUGUCUGUCUGUCCGUCCGUCCGUCCUGCGGGCUGUAUUCCGUCCCGCUGCGCUACGGCCGCGGCCAGGCCCGACCGCCCAGGGCCGGCACCGCCCGGCUCCCGGCGUCACUUCCGCCCGCGCCGGCCCGCCCGCGCCUGCGCACUGCCGCUCCCUCUCCGCGUCGGGGCCGGCGAAAGAUGGCCAAGCGCACCAAGAAGGUCGGGAUCGUGGGUAAAUAUGGGACCCGUUACGGUGCAUCCCUUAGGAAAAUGGUGAAGAAGAUUGAAAUCAGCCAGCAUGCCAAGUAUACCUGCUCCUUCUGCGGCAAGACCAAAAUGAAGAGGAAGGCUGUGGGUAUCUGGCACUGCGGGUCCUGCAUGAAGACAGUUGCUGGUGGUGCCUGGACUUACAAUACCACCUCUGCAGUGACAGUCAAAUCUGCCAUCAGAAGACUGAAGGAACUGAAAGACCAGUAGAAGCUACUUCCUGUUCUCCUUGUGAAACAUCCUUUUUCCUCCACUGUCAAGACCUAUCCUUUUAUCAAUAAAAGAGUGAUGAUGGAGUGGAAUAA
This is a messenger RNA of Agelaius phoeniceus (red-winged blackbird), 698 nucleotides long. RefSeq names its product ribosomal protein L37a (gene RPL37A). Gene Ontology annotation, molecular function: structural constituent of ribosome; large ribosomal subunit rRNA binding. The record is from RefSeq and is a predicted model, not a curated record. Gene Ontology annotation, cellular component: cytosolic large ribosomal subunit; ribosome. Lineage: Eukaryota; Metazoa; Chordata; Aves; Passeriformes; Icteridae. Gene Ontology annotation, biological process: translation.